Molecule: messenger RNA, 603 nt
Organism: Dichomitus squalens LYAD-421 SS1
Lineage: Eukaryota; Fungi; Basidiomycota; Agaricomycetes; Polyporales; Polyporaceae
Product: 60S ribosomal protein L13a
Exons: 4
Coding region: 1-603 (200 amino acids)
Biological process (GO): negative regulation of translation; translation
Cellular component (GO): cytosolic large ribosomal subunit; ribosome
Molecular function (GO): mRNA binding; structural constituent of ribosome
Source: RefSeq, a predicted model, not a curated record
AUGGCCACCUUCUCCUCCACCCCCAUCGUCAUUGACGGCAAGGGCCAUCUUCUGGGUCGUCUUGCUUCGAUUAUCUCGAAGCAAAUCCUCAACGGCCAGAAGAUUACUGUCGUACGGUGCGAGGAGAUCAACAUUUCCGGCAGCUUCUUCCGCAACAAGCUGCGGUACCACAACUUCCUCCAUAAACGCCAUAUCGUCAACCCGAAAAAGUCCGGCCCCUUCCACCACCGCGCCCCGUCCAAGAUUCUCUACCGGGCCAUCCGCGGUAUGGUCCCCCACAAGACUGCCCGCGGCGCGGCAGCUCUUGAGCGCCUCAAGUUGUUUGAGGGCGUUCCUCCUCCCUACGACAGGAAGAAGCGCAUGGUCGUCCCUGAGGCCCUCAGGGUGUUGCGGUUGAAGCCUGGCCGCAAGUACUGCACGGUCAAGCGUCUGUCCCACGAGGUUGGUUGGGGCUACAAGGACGUUGUGGACCGCUUGGAGGAGAAGAGGAAGGUCAAGGCUCAGGCCUUCCACGAGCGCAAGACCGCGGCCCUCAAGCUGCGUCAAAAGGCCCUGGCAGAUGCGACACCAUCCUUCGAGAAGCUGGUGCAGCUUGGCUACUAG